This is a messenger RNA of Oncorhynchus masou masou (cherry salmon), 5040 nucleotides long. Its product is annotated as eomesodermin-like. The transcript is spliced from 6 exons. The record is from RefSeq and is a predicted model, not a curated record. NCBI's taxonomy places the organism in Eukaryota, Metazoa, Chordata, Actinopteri, Salmoniformes, Salmonidae. Gene Ontology annotation, cellular component: nucleus. Bases 351 to 2189 code for a protein of 612 amino acids. Gene Ontology annotation, molecular function: DNA-binding transcription factor activity, RNA polymerase II-specific; RNA polymerase II cis-regulatory region sequence-specific DNA binding. Gene Ontology annotation, biological process: lymphocyte migration; regulation of transcription by RNA polymerase II; cell fate specification.
GAACCUGGGCAUGUGUUGGAGAUACUGGUAGGGACUCUUGUUAAAAGAAGACAAGACAAUCGAAGACCAAAUAUAAAAUAAUUAGACAGUUUAUUUUUUAGAAAUAGUAGGCUAUUUUAAAUGAUUGCCAAUUUGUUGGAAUAUUUAAAUGUAAGGUAGACUUAUUGGUAUAGGAACUUUAGUCAAUUGUACUUAGCUCGAGUGAGAGAAAAAAACAUCGGUAGGUGGACGAAAUGUUUCAGUUUGUGCAUUUAUCUCAAAAUCCGUAAACGCGCUUUCAAUUCACUGGACGUGAAACGGGGGCACCGUGAACCUAUGACAUUGCACAUACACUGAGACUGGGGCUGCAAAUGGGCGGCAUAGGUGGCAAUCUUUACCUCAGUAUGUUGAAUGGGACUGAUACGCAAACUUUCGGAAAAGACACCGAUUUCAACAAUCACCUUCAACGCAGCAAGAAUUCCGUGGAUUUUAAAAUGGGAAUUCAGGACACCAGAUUAUAUUACCAAGACUCAAUUCAAAACGGACAGGACGGAUCGGCACUGCCGUACCACGCAGACCAAACUGUAGCCGGAUUCGGAGCGCAACCCGGGAGGUUUUACUCACCAACUCCCCACAAUAGCUGCCACUUCAGCAGUGUCAGGUCGCCGACUAGAAACGGAAUGGGACAGACUUAUUUACCAACGGGAAGCGAAGGUUUCUCGACAACUAGCAAAGAAGUUUACCCUGCCUCUGCGGAGAGUUAUCCCGCGCCCGUUCAACAUGGGUACUAUCGCGCGCCACUCUACCCAUUACCUGGGCUACAGGUGUGCGGAAAGACGCAGGCUCUCCUCAACAACUAUCCUCUGUGGGCGAAGUUCCACAAAUACCAAACCGAAAUGAUCAUAACGAAACAGGGGCGGAGGAUGUUCCCCUUCCUGAGUUUCAACAUCAGCGUUCUGGACCCGUCAGCCCAAUACAAUGUGUAUGUGGACGUGGUCCUAUCCGACCAGCACCACUGGAGGUACCAGGGAGGCAAGUGGGUCCAGUGUGGCAAAGCAGAGGGUAACAUGCCAGGGAACAGGAUGUAUAUGCACCCAGACUCUCCCAACACAGGGGCUCACUGGAUGAGGCAGGAGGUAUCGUUUGGCAAGCUCAAGCUCACCAACAACAAGGGCAGUGCCAACAACGUGGGCCAGAUGAUCGUUCUGCAGUCACUUCAUAAGUACCAGCCACGGUUGCACAUCGUCGAAGUGAAGGAGGAUGGUUCUGAGGACCUCUUCCUCACCGCCAAGGCCCAGACCUUCGUCUUCCCAGAGACCCAAUUCAUCGCCGUCACAGCCUAUCAGAACGCAGACAUCACCCAGCUAAAAAUAGACCAUAACCCCUUUGCGAAAGGUUUCCGGGACAAUUAUGACGCGCUGUACGCACCACCUGACUCAGACCGCGUCACCCCCUCUCCCACCGAGGGCCAGCAGCUUUUGGCAGGUACCUGCUAUACCCAGGGGUACCUGAUGGACCAGUACAUGAACCCCCUGCCCCAGAACCGCUUCUACAGCCGGGAGCACAUGGCAGCCAUGGGCCAUCAGACCAAAGACCCCUCAGCCAGCCCCCACAGCCGCUGGUACCGCUCCCCCCAGCAGAGUGUCACCUCCAACCGGCUGGACUUCAACUCCUAUGAGGGUGACUUCUCCAGCAACAGCUUCUACAAGCCCUUCCCCCUGCAGACGUCGGCCCACCACACGCUGAGCUACUACGAGGACAGCCCGUUCGCCACGGCCAGCGUAUCCGUCUCAGGAGCCUCCUCGGCAGCCUGGAGCACCGGCCGGCCCUCCCCUCAGUACCUCAACCAUCCCUGUUCCAGUAAAGUCGGCCCCAGUCUAGGCUGGUUCAGGCCUGUGUCCUCUACCUCUCCAGGUCACCCCAGGCUCCACCCCCCAUCCCUCCUGGAGCCGCUCCGCCCCCCACCUUCACUGCAGGACAAGCCCAAGGAGGCGGGGGUGGGGGGAGAGGACCUCUGGCUGGAACCCCCCUCGGUCAAAUCUGUGGACUCGGCUGACUCCGGCCUGUUCGAGGGCGGGGCAGAGGGCAAGAAGCGACGAGUGUCACCCUACGCUUCCAGCACGGAGAACUCGCCGCCCACCCGCAGCGUGGAGGUCUGUGAAAAGGACUGCAGUAGUGAUGCCGGCUACUACGGCUUUUAUACCCACUGAAGCCGCCCCCCCACCACGUAAAUACCCUCUCCCAGUGUCCCCCUCCUGUCCUCUUUGUGCUUUGGUAUCUCCCACAUGGCCGUGUCUCUCUGCCUGUCCCAUGAAGUCAUGUAAUGGCGCUGGACUGAAGCUCCAUUGGUCACAGAACGCCAACAUCACAGAUGGGCCAGGUAAAUGGCACCUCAACCAUUUUGACACAUACAGACAGACUGGACCUCUCGACAGCCCAAAAGGGAGACUUCUCUAAGGUUGUGUUUUGGGUACGUGUUUGAGGACAAGGACCUCCUAAGGUCAGGCAGGAACACUUUGAACAUGACUGUUAAUGUGUGCGAGGGCCAAAGUGCAAAGGCAAUAUGAUUGGGUCCACAGACACAGCCCUAGAAACAUACAGACACACAGACCUUUGACUUAAGUCUUUUUAACGUUUGGGGAUUCAAAAAUAAGACGUCUGCACACCUGCUGACAGACCCCUGCAGGGACUGUCCAGUCUUCCCCCAUCACACUCACACACAGACACACACUCUCUUUCACACACACAUGCUCACACACAGACACACGCUCUCUCUCACACACACACACACCAUUCUCCAGCUCCACUUUUAGUAUAUGCUCGCGGUCACAUGACCCAAUGUACUGAGACGCAGACACGACUGGUUGUAUGCUAAUAACAAAACGGAAUCAUUUCUGUCUCAUCCUCUGUCUAAGGAGUUUGGAACUCCCCCUUGUGACAGCAGAGAAGAACUGCAGGCUGAUGGCGAGUGUGCAAGCGAGAGCAGAGGCCAGCGUCAGGUGUUAGAGGUGAGGGGAGCUUAGCGAGCACAUGACCUGAAGGGUCAAGGCUAAUUAGCAUCAAGGCUGACGGGCCAGUCUUCCUGUGACCUACUGUCACCUACAUCAGGUCUGUCAUUUAGAACAACACAGCCUUAGCAGCCAAUCCAAAGACUCACAACACAAUGGAAGUCAGCAUAUCUCACAGACAAUCUGAGGCAACUACAAAGGCGAUGAAUUAAAACGUGAGCCAGUCAGACAACACACAACAGAAAUCAUUACCAGCAGGAUAUAUGGUUCUUACAUAGAGGAAGUCUCUGGGGGUGACUCUGUGGGUGACAGGCAGCCUCUCACUCAGAGGACCCUGGGAUACUGGUGGUCUAAAACCACAUAUUGCUGGGUGUGUGUGUGCUCCAAUUGCGAGGCCAUAAGAAAGGACAGGAAUAUAAUCAAGGCAAGGCCUCAUUAUUUAUUGCACUUAUGAUUACGGUAUAUCGUACACAGAGUACAGUCAGAAGACACAUGGCCUGUCACUUAUUAAGUGACAGGCCAGCCAUGAAAACAUGACUCACAAACACAGUCACUCACUCACACUGGAAGGUGACCAAAACAAAUCCACUUUUGAGUUUAAAAGAAGACAAUGGGUCUGUGUAUCUACAGUCAGCCCUACUGGCUAUGAUUGAAUAUACUUCAUGUAUGAUAUUUAAAAAACAACAUUUUUUAUCCUACUUACAUAUACUGGAUGUUCAUUUUGUUUACCUCCUCAAAGUGUUUUUAUAUUAUUCAUUCAUGAAUUGUACAGAUGCCAACUUUCAAAGGGAAAUUCUGCCAUUUUGUGUCAGGCUAAACUGCCUUUCUACAAACAAACAGAGAAGCUGGUUUUCCUAUUGGAAGGCGGAAGAAAUCAGUGAUUCUCUGACAUAAAACUGGAGCAAUAGGAUGGAGAAGACAAUCAGAUGUGUGGUAUUGCAGAAGUCUUGUAAAUGAAAUAUGUUCGCAAACAGAAAGACACCUUCCCUAAACAGAGCUUAGUAUAAUGUGACUUUUGCUGUGACACCAUCAUAAUGCAAUAAUGCCACAGCACAGUAAAGGUCAUUGGACUGACUUCAUGUACUACAAAAAGGGGAAAGGGAAUCAAAUGGAAUUUAAAAAGUCUAGCUAUAGAUGUUUUCUUAUGUAGAGUUGAUCUUAUGCUGGACACUAUAGAAAUGUAUUGCUGACAUGAGUCUCUUCCUGAAAAGUUUAUUUUUACCCCUUAAGCAGUUUAAAUGAAUGAAAAGGGGGACUUCAUUAUUACAGUUGUUUGUUAAGGGGUGGAAAAUUCGUUGUUAUUUAAGUGCAAUUAAAAUGAGAUGUGAAUUAACGUUUUAUUUAUAACGUGUUCAGUAUUGCAAAGAUGAAAUGAAAAACAUUGAUUUGAUCAAAUGCUUGGAAAAUGUGCAGAAAUGUUUUACUCUGUAUCUUGUGCUACAUGAUUUUGUAUGUGACGCUGUCUGGCACCGUGACCUGCAUUAACAUGACUGCUAGUGAGUUGAGAGAUAUAGAUCAUUCUGUCUGUAUGUGGUGUAGACUCCUCAGGACGGCCUCCUGGUGUACAUCUCCUUACAAUAAACAAAAACUCCUGCCAAUAGAAAUCUUCUAUAAACAAUCUAUAACCCAUGAUUCAUUGCCAUCCUUUUAUUAGAAUUAAGUUGUGAAUGGGAAAUGUCGUCCCGCCUUGACUUAAAAUGCUCAAAGAGGAUUAGGAUGGGGUAGACUUGAAAGGUCAAAUUCUCCAUCCAACAGUUGGAUAGUGAAACAUGUUAAUUUGUGUUUAAUGUGGACUGUUUGUCUCCGAGGUAGGGCACCUUGCCUUCAGUCUGUGAAAUGGCCGGUCCUUAAAUUAUCGUAAAGGUGUAUAAAUCAGUGAUUAACUCAAUAGGUCCGAGGAGGCUGUAAAGGAUGAACAUUCUGAUGAUCCAGGAAUGCAGUAGAGAAAUGCAAAAUAUUGUACUAAAUUAAGAUUUUUAAAUUCUAAUGUAAUAAAGACUCGAUUAGCAGAAAACAGUGAAGGACAAAACAUGUUUAAUUUAUUAAAAGGUGG